UCGUUCCUGGUACAACAUAUCGCUUCCUAUUCAUCUUACUUAUUGAUACAAUUCACGUCGUAAAGUGAAGGAUAAUAAUGGAUGCAAUGAAAACUGCUGCUGGUCUUACGACCGASAAGAUAAAAUAUUACAUUGUAAAAAUGGAAGAAGAACUUAGACGUGUAGUGGACUUCUGGAUGAAGCAUUCUCAUGACGAAAUUAACGGAGGUUUCUUCWCUUGUCUUGGUCAAGAUGGUCAGCUUUACGAUACUGAUAAGUAUGGAUGGAUGGUGGGAAGACAGGUGUGGACAUAUUGUAAAUUAUACAACGAAAGUGUUGAAUACAAGAAAGAAGACAUACUUAAGGCUGCCAAGGCAGGUGGAGAUUUUUUGAUGAAGUAUUUUUUAAGAAAAGAGGAUUAUCGCUGCUAUUUUCAAGUUACUGCUGAUGGCAAACCAAUCAAACUGCAACGAAAACUGUUCACUGAAUGUUUCUAUGCUAUGGCAAUGGCAGAACUGGGAAGGGCUACUGGAAUCGAGAAGUAUAAGGAGGAAGCAAAGGUAAUGCUGUCUAAGAUCAUUUUCUGGGCUCGAGAAGACGAUACCGAGCUGGAGGUACCAAAGCUUGCAGGACGUGUURCUGUGAACAGUAUGAGCGURCCUAUGAUGGUUCUAUGUGUGAUAGACGAGGUCUGUGGUCAUGACAACGAUACAAGAMAGCACUAYAUGACCGAGGARAACUGGGCAGUAGAUCAGAUAUUGCAACACAUUCAACGAAACAACUCAGUCAUCUUAGAAACGGUAUCGAUCGAUGGCCAAGAGCUUUCURGAUUUACUGGUCGAUUGAUGAACCCAGGUCAUGCUAUAGAAGCUGGAUGGUUCCUACUAAAACUAGCMAUAAGAAGAUCGAACCAAGAACUAAAACACACGGCCAUUGAAAKGUUUAUUAAAUGUCCCUUUGACCUUGGCUGGGACAAGGAAUACGGUGGUAUAUUUUACUUUUUAGAUGCCGAUGGAUUAUCUCCUGUGCCAUUAGAAUGGGACAUGAAACUGUUCUGGGUACAUAACGAGGCUAUGAUAGCUUUAUURAUGGCCUACGAACAGACGGAAGACACUAUGCUCYUACAAAGGUUCGACCAGUGUUUUGAGUACAGUUUUAGUAAGUUCCCAGAUCCCAAGCAUGGUGAAUGGUUUGGUUAUCUCAACAGGCGUGGAGAGGUUACUCAUUCAUUUAAAGGCGGACCGUAUAAAGGUGGUUUUCACCUUAUAAGAUGCCUACAUACAUGUAUUCAAAUACUCAAAAGGCUUGACAAUGAGGAAUUGAAAAGCGUUGUUUAGGUCAAAUGGAGAAAGAAAAUAUCAAAUUUGUAAUAAUAUGGAUAGGUGUGGGYAUCCAGAACAUUACAAACUUGAGGUAACGAACUCAAGAAAAAAUAAUGAAUAGAUAGAAAAUAAGAUUUCUUUCUGAUGAACGAUGCCUUUUGGUUGUCUUUGUUAAUGUGUCAAGAAUAUAUAUCCAUUCUAGAAUUUAGACAUAUGUAAACAUUUAUAUUAUUCCCUCCCCUAGAUACCCUAAAGAUUUAAUAAUGUAAAACAUAUAUAAUACUUAUACUCGAUCCCAUAGAGUGCUUUUAGUAAAAGCGUGAAACACUAAUUACUAAAUUGUACAAGAUUGUGCUAGUUGAACACAAGCAAACAAAAGAAUUAGCAUAAAAUAGUAAAAAACAGUAUUUAUGUUUUUUUUACACUUUUAGAGUGAAGCCAUUAAACGCGUGAAACAAACCUUGACUAUUAAAGUAUGAUAGUCAAAUACACACAAAAGAAAAUAAUGGAAUAAAUGUAAUACCUAUUUCACGGGUUUUUACUAGUUCUCUGUACUGAAAGCACUCUAACAUCUCUGAAUACAAUAAAUAUCUUUACAAUAUGUGCAUUGUCUCAUUGCUGUAAUAAUUACAUAAAUUCAUUUAAUACAAUUAUCCCGUUUAAAAAUAAAUUCGCUAAACCUUA
Molecule: messenger RNA, 1985 nt
Organism: Exaiptasia diaphana
Lineage: Eukaryota; Metazoa; Cnidaria; Anthozoa; Actiniaria; Aiptasiidae
Product: N-acylglucosamine 2-epimerase
Exons: 9
Coding region: 78-1316 (412 amino acids)
Biological process (GO): carbohydrate metabolic process; N-acetylglucosamine metabolic process; N-acetylmannosamine metabolic process
Molecular function (GO): N-acylglucosamine 2-epimerase activity
Source: RefSeq, a predicted model, not a curated record